Messenger RNA from Labrus mixtus (cuckoo wrasse), 1814 nucleotides. RefSeq names its product CD209 antigen-like protein E. The record is from RefSeq and is a predicted model, not a curated record. Lineage: Eukaryota; Metazoa; Chordata; Actinopteri; Labriformes; Labridae. The transcript has 5 exons. Bases 76 to 732 code for a protein of 218 amino acids.
CAUAUAGGAAAAAGCAUCAGUGUUGACAACAUCUCCAACAACAUAAGACAGAACUUCACACCGCUGUGGCUCAAAAUGGCCGCCAUCCUCACCUCCAGUGAGUCUUACUUUAAUGCUGAGGUUGGCGAGUAUCAGGAGUUACCCAUACCCGAACCCAAGGAGGCUGCGAAAGAGAUGACCACCACUCCCAAAUUCGGACACCUUCGUGUGGUUCUCCUGGGCGUCGGCCUGCUGUGUAUUCUUCAAGGAAGCCUCAACAUCGCUCUGAGACUCGCUCUCAGUAAGCCUUCUGUUAAAGUUGAGACAGAGGGACGCAGCUGUCCUCGGGGCUGGCUGAUGUUCACCUCCAGCUGUUACUACAUCUCCUCUCAGCGAAACAGGAGAAACUGGGACGAAAGCCGGGAGGACUGCCUGCAGAGAAACGCCGACCUGGUGGUCAUCAACAGCAGACAGGAACAGGCCUUCCUCACUGGAUUCACAGAGGCAGCGUGGGUCGGGAUGACUGACAGGGAGCAGGAGGGGACUUGGCUGUGGGUCGAUGGAACAGAAGUGGACAAAGACAGGUUGCAGUGGGCGAGGGGUCAGCCUGAUGGAGCGUUCGGAGGAGAAGACUGUGGCGACCUUCACACGAUGAUCACUUUCAUCGGCUUGAACGACUUCAACUGCAGCGCCAGAGCCCAGUGGAUCUGUGAGAAAAGGUUACAGUCGUUUGCACUGAGUCAUGGUGUGUAACACACAGUCAGUACUAAGAUGUUACUAUAUCAUUGCAGGUCAUAACAUCUGACUUCUCUUUGAACUCUUCUCAUUCUUCUGUCUCCUGUUUCUUUAUUAUAAAAUCUUUAGGCUCAAAUAUUCAACAUGCAACACAGACCUCUGUUUUCAAUGUAGGAAUCGUUAAGAUACAGGGUUUCAUUCUUUUAUCAUUUCUGUUUCUCUUUAAUGUCUUUCUUUCUUUUCUGUUACUUUUGCCCUUGAUGUAUCAGGUGAGACAUUGUUUGGAUGUAAUUAAUAUUUAAUUAAUCAUCUAACAAGAUCAAAGUGAUUCAGACUUGAAUUAACCCAUUAAUGAUCAGCUACUAAAUUUAAUACGUUAAGGAAAAAUCCCACUGAUUAUUUUUCUGUUGUGGCUGCUGGUUAGCUGAAAAUACAUGUGGCUACAAUAAAUGGGAAACAUUUUUUGUGAUAGCAUAUUUAUCAUGCCCUAAUUGGUAGAAAAAGUUGUUAAUCAAUAAAAAAAAAUCAAUAAAUCACAAAAAAAUACUUCUGCAUAUAUUAUUGUAAUUUAAAGGUCACAUAUUAUGCAAAAUAUACAUUACCAUGUUUUUCUAACACAAAUGUCCCUAUAGUCUGUCUACAAACCCCCCAAUUAUAAGAAAGGUCCAUCAUUUAUUUUAAAUUAUUUUAAAGUAAUGAAACCAGAAAACCUUUAUGAUGAUUUAAAGCUUUGAAGUGUGAGAAUAAUGAAAACAAGUACUUGCGAGAACAUAUGAUAACCGAGGAUGACUGUGCUGAUGUGUUAUAAUAUGACUGUGUGAGACAUUUGCUAAAGACAACUGUUGUCAUCACACCUGGACCACAAAUUUCCUGUUAAGCAGAUGCCUCUGCACGAACUUCUGCCUUUCUUUGAAUUAAGAUACAGACUCGGUCUUUGUUUACCACAAAUCUGCCUAAAACAGUUCUAUAUCCAUCCUUCCCCUUUGAAUACAAUGUAUGAAAGUGUGUUCCCUCUUUGCCCCCUUUGAGCUUCUCUGCAGACUGCAUGACACUCUGUACUGCUGCUCCUUAUUUCAAGAAUAAAAGAACAACGAAAGCCA